Penicillium brasilianum is the source of this 3396-nucleotide messenger RNA. The record is from the annotation of a GenBank genome assembly. NCBI's taxonomy places the organism in Eukaryota, Fungi, Ascomycota, Eurotiomycetes, Eurotiales, Aspergillaceae.
ACGGUCUCGCUCUCAUACCAUACCCGUCAGAACCGGUUAUCCACCAGGGUUCUGGCGCUUCGCAGUCUUUCCCUCGUUCUCCUGCUUUUCGAUACUUCUCUGGUCCUACCCGUACCUCCCGAUUCUUAUUAUUAGUACUGUACAGACGCCCGUACUCCGUCGUCACUGACGUUCGGUAUCUUCCCCCUUCCUCUCAUCUUCCUCCUCUCAUCUUCUACUCGAUCUCCAUCUCUCCUCCCACUCUCACCUUCACCUUCGUUUCUUUUCUUCCGCUGUGCGAGGAAUACCCUCAGAGUUUCAGUACCGGCUGGUCCAGUGGUCUCUGUCAUCUUUCUUUACUGUCUUUCUCUUUGUCGUUCCUGACAAGUUUCCCCCCCCAAAAAUAACAAGAGGCCGGCUCCUCUUAUUCCACCACUACCACCCGGUAAUCGCGUGUGCUUAUUGCCGUCGGCUGUCCGAAAAGAUCUCCAUCUACCGACAUAUCGAUCUAUAUACUAUCAUUUGGAUCUUCAAUUCACAGCAUCGCAAUCGCGCCCGUUAUCUGCUGAUCGCCUCGACGUUGAUCCCUCCCCCCUCAUUGCGCCUGGCUGAUCCGACCCGCCCUAUCGAAUCAUUUUCAACGAGUACAUGCACCAUGUAUCCUCAACACGGUGCCCCAAUGGCACCUCCUCCCCAGAAGCCCGAGACGUUCAUGCUAUCAACUGAAGCUCAACAAAGCCUCCCGCACGAUGCGCAAGUCGCCCUGCAGCAAGUGGAUAAUCUAAAAUACUUCCUCCUCUCGGCGCCAGUCGACUGGCAGCCCGACCAGCUGAUUCGCCGCUUCCUUCUGCCGACCGGCGAUUAUGUAUCCUGCGUUCUCUGGAGCAACCUCUUCCACAUCUCGGGAACCGAUAUCGUACGAUGCCUUGCCUUCCGAUUCCAAGCCUUUGGUCGACCUGUGAAGAACUCCAAGAAAUUCGAGGAGGGUAUUUUUUCCGAUCUGCGAAAUCUUAAGGCCGGAACCGAUGCAACUCUAGAGGAGCCCAAGAGCGCAUUCCUGGAUUUCCUGUACAAGAACAACUGCAUCCGUACUCAGAAGAAGCAGAAGGUUUUCUACUGGUACAGCGUUCCCCACGACCGAUUGUUCCUCGACGCGCUCGAGCGAGAUCUCAAACGCGAGAAGAUGAACCAGGAGGCUACCACGGUCGCCGUGAGCGAGCCGGCCUUGUCUUUCGAGUUUGACUCGUCCCAGUCCUUGUAUGAGCAGUUGACCAAGGCGCAACAAGCGAAUACAUCCUCGUUUGCUGCCGCUGCUCACGCCCACGCAAGUACGACAUAUGGCCAGCCCAGUUCCCCCGUGGUUCGGACCGUUGACGCAAUGCCUCCUCCCCAGAUGGCUCCCCCAGCGAUCCCACUCCUGCAGGACGACCAUGGCAAUCCGACGAUGUACGGCAAUCCCCAGAUGCCACUUUCGAACAAUCUAGUCCAGAGCAUCAUUAAGCGCGAACAAGAUUACGGGCACAUCCAAUAUGAUCGUAAUGGAAUGCCCCUCGCCCGCAUCCACCAGCGCCAUUCGUCCAUGCCUACCUUUUACGAGUACUCACCCGCCCCGUCUUUCGUCUCUUCCCAAUAUGAGGAUUACAGCAACCGUGGUCUGUCCUUUGAACCGGUGACCCCACCGCAACAUUCGGUCGGCUUGGGUGCUGAGCCCGCGUAUAUCGCUAAUGAGGAUACGGGUCUGUACACUGCGAUUCCGGAUCUCUCCAACGCCGCGCCGUAUAAUCCCAUGAUGCAGCUUCCGCCAUCGAAUUUCGCCGCCGGUCACUACCCUGGCGCUUCUCGAUCCUUUUCGUCCAAUGCCUACUCCGUCAUCGAGGGCUCUCCGACUUACAAGCAGCGAAGGCGGCGACCUUCUAUCACCCCAGGCCCUGCCAUUGGUACCCCUGGGGCUGCUAAUGGGUCUCAAGUUGCCCCCUCCCAACCUCCGCCUUAUGCCGCACACCGCCCCAGCGAUCUUCGACGAUCCGUGUCUAGCUCCGUGGCCCCAGUUGCGGAGAGCGAGGAGUCUGGACAUGAUCUAUCUCGAACAUACCCAAGCGCCAUGCUUCCUCGGAAGGACUUGUUGCAGGAAAUCUCACGUCAUGGAACCCCGCUCCAGCAUGUAGAGGAGUCCGUUGAUCAACACGCAGUGCCAAUCAGCAACCCCCCAGAUGAUCUGACAGCGCUCCCUACUAGUGCAGCUAUUGAAACAACGGUUCAAAACAGCACUGGCCGGUCAGACCGUGCGGGUCCCGGUCCUGCACGUCGUGCCAGGAGUGCGACCAUGAUGGAGCUUGGACCGUACCCCCAGAAAUCUCACUCGUGCCCAAUCCCGUCCUGUGGGCGACUCUUCAAGAGAUUAGAGCACCUGAAGAGGCAUGUGCGUACCCACACGCAAGAGCGACCUUACCCCUGUCCAUACUGCAGCAAAGCUUUCUCUCGCUCCGACAACCUUGCACAGCAUCGUCGCAUCCACGAGGCCCAACAAGAUGGUCACGCACCUAUUACCAAUGAGGAUGACUUGGAGAAUGAUGGUCAAGAGUUCGAAUCUGCCGGAGAGGACUCGCCGCCGCCUGCACACCACGCCCCGCACACCAUGGUUCAGAUGCCCACGAUGACCUCGAUGGCGACAUCCAUGAGCAUGCCCACUAUGGUCCCUGCCCCGCAUCAGAUGAUUGCCCCGCAGCUUCUCCAGCAACAAAUGUAAGCCGGGUUUAGGUUUUGAGUCUCCCCGGUGUGGCUUCGUCGAUCUGGUCUGCAUACGCAUCUAGGCGUCUUGACUCCAGUAUUUUAAUUCCUUCACGGCCUUAUUUUUUUUUCGGCACCGCGACUAUUCCACCCGGGAUAUUCUAGCUCCUCAUCUAUGUUCAAUUUGUUGUGAUUUGUGGUUGAUGAUGUUGUUCGAUACUCAUCUCCAUAUGCUCAUCCCAUUUGCAUGACAUGCUUGUUAUUUUUCUUUGUUGCUCUCUCUCUCUCUCUCUCUGUGUGUGUGUGUGUGUGUGAUUUAUCCAUAUGGGGUUUAUGGCUGACUGCGCUAUGCUCUGGUUUUGCAACUUCCUGCGCUUGUAUUAUCGCCUUGCGAAUUUUAGCCUGCCUCACGGCACAGAACAUUGGAACCUGGCCUGGCAGGUACGGGCACGGGUGACUUGUGGGUGUGCACUCUUUUAUUAGGAAAGGACUUUUGGUGGAUUCAAGGGACGUUUUGUUAAGGGUUUUCUGGAAUAUCGGGUAUCUUCUAGGGAAAGUGGAAAUAUUUGUUUCUUGUCUCUAUUGUGUGUGAUUGUGAUUGUGGUUGUGGAUUAGUGCCGUUUUUGCUGCGGCUGGUUUAUACUAUAGACUUUUAACGAAUUGACUUGACAAAAAUUGGCAAAAAAGACA